CACCAUCACCAGCAGCAGCAGUGUGCUGUGAGUAUUUCUAUGUAUAUGUGUGUAUGAGCGCAGCCAGAUCUUAGUGCAAAUGCGCAGCGAGGCAGACCUCCCUGGUCCACGCUGGUUCAGUGUUUUUGGAGCCUAACCUGUGGGUCGUUGCACCGCUGAGAGAAGCAUGAAAACUGGGAUCCUGCAGCUCUCAGGACGAGUGAGAAGAAGGUGCGCACCACCGAGCUGAAGCCUCAGGGCUGUCAUUAGGGAACCAUGUGCAGCUCCCUGAGCCCCAAACAGCCCAUCGGCCCGGGCCUGACGGACAUGCAGCAGUACCAGCAGUGGCUCUCCAGCAGACAUGAAGCCAGCCUGCUGCCCAUGAAGGAAGACCUGGCCCUGUGGCUCACUAAUAUGCUCGGUCUGGAAAUCACUGCUGAGACCUUCAUGGAUCGCUUAGACAAUGGCUCCCUGUUGUGCCAGCUGGCUGAGACACUACAGGAGAAGUUCAGGCAAAGUAAUGGAUACCUGCCUGCUCUUGGCAACAGCAAGAAUGUUCCCAGUCGAAGGAUACCGUGUCGCCGGAGCGCUCCCUCUGGAUCUUUCUUUGCACGGGACAACACAGCCAACUUCCUGGCCUGGUGUCGUGAGGUUGGAGUUGGAGAAACAUGUCUGUUUGAGUCAGAGGGUUUAGUUCUUCAUAAGCAGCCACGAGAAGUUUGCCUCUGUCUGCUAGAGCUGGGCCGGAUAGCAUCGCGGUACAAUGUGGAGCCUCCUGGACUCAUAAAACUGGAGAAAGAGAUCGAACAAGAAGAAACGGCACCUCUACCUCCUCCAUCACCCGUCUCCCCGGCUCAGCCUCUCCCCACGUCUCCUUCCUCGUCGCCUUCCCCAUCUCCUUCCCAAUCCCCGACUCCCACCAAAGUGACUUCCAGCAAAAAAAGUACAGGGAAGCAGUUGGAUGAUGCUGUGAGGCAUAUCGCUGAUGAUCCACCCUGCAGGUGUGUGAAUAAAUUCUGUGUGGAGAGACAUUCGCAGGGUCGAUACCGUGUUGGGGAGAAGAUGCUCUUUAUACGAAUGCUGCACAACAAACACGUGAUGGUGCGAGUCGGUGGAGGCUGGGAGACCUUUGAGAGCUACCUGCUGAAACACGACCCGUGCAGAAUGCUCCAAAUCUCCAGGGUGGAGGGCAAAACGUCCCCCGUCAGCAGCAAGUCCCCCAACAUCAGGGACCUCACCCCGGACAGCUACCUGGUGGUGGCAGCCCACUACCGCAGCAAGAAGUAAAGACUGAAAAGUGCCAUUGAUAAAAGGACACAGAAGAUGACUUUGUGCUGGGCAACAUGUCCGCUGUUCUUAUGAAUAUUAAAGCUAUAGUACAGCAGCAUUUUUUGGAGAGCACUGUUGAAGAAUAAGGAUUUGGUUGGUGUGUUUGUGAUGAGAUUAAGCUUGAAAUUACACUAGUGGGCCCAUGAUGUUGCAUUUUAUUUACUUUUAUAGAACUGCUUUGAAAAAUGUGUUGAUCUUUACAUUAUAAUGAGUUAACUGGUUGCAGCAGAAUGUGUAGAUUGUUUUCAGUUUUGUUUUUCAAUCAAUAAUUGUAUUUGAAGCAAUACAUGACUUAGAUUAGGUAUUUUCUGCCUUUAGCAUACAUGCUCCUCUUAUAAAACUGUAAUGUAACGAGCUUAUGGCAUGUGACUGCAUAAACACAACUUUUUAAAAAAUGAAAUCAAGCAAAGGGUGAACAUUUCAGCACCUUUGUGAAGUCAGUGUUCCUUGGCAAUCUGAUGUGGAUUUCUUGAUUUGUGUGUGUGCUAGUAGAGUUUCCAUCCAGACAAUGGAUUGUUUCUCCUCCUUUUUAAAAAAAAGUGGUCUCAAGGUGAAUUUUAGCUGCAAUAUAAUCUUACAACCCAAAGAAAAUGACCAACGCUUUAUAUGAUCAUUUAAAUAGUAUUCCUCUAGAAACGGACAACUCUCUCAUAGAACCUAACAUUCAUCAUGAAAUGUGACAGUUUUUAAUUCAUAAUGCAUUUCUCAGAAGAAAUCUUAAUGUUUAGAUCUUAAAAAAACUCCUCUAUGCAAUACAUUACAUACUAUUAUCAUUUAAUUGUAUUAUUCAUUAUUAGAAUAGCUCUUAUGUUUUAUAUAAUUACUAUACAGACAAUCACAUGUACAAACGAACCUGAUUUAUUAUAAUAUGCCUACAGCAAAAUUACUAAUUUGAGACGCUGCGUUUCUUCAGUUUGUUGUAUGUUACUGACCUCUAGAGGUGAUGAAAUCAAUUAAAUCUGAGCACAAUAUCAGCCUCUUAGGUUUGGAUUUUUACCGUUAAGAGAUAUAAUCCAUUGUUUUUUAAACGCAGUGCAUUCAUUUGUACAGUUUUGUUUCUGGAAAUGCCUUAAAAUGAUCUAAUUUUACUUUUCAGGUGUUAAAUUUCAAUAAAUUUUAAAAACUUUUUUUGCUUCA
Messenger RNA from Amphiprion ocellaris (clown anemonefish), 2445 nucleotides. RefSeq names its product growth arrest-specific protein 2 (gene gas2a). Lineage: Eukaryota; Metazoa; Chordata; Actinopteri; Pomacentridae. Gene Ontology annotation, biological process: actin crosslink formation. Bases 256 to 1266 code for a protein of 336 amino acids. Gene Ontology annotation, cellular component: actin filament. The transcript is spliced from 8 exons. Gene Ontology annotation, molecular function: cytoskeletal adaptor activity; actin filament binding; microtubule binding. The record is from RefSeq and is a predicted model, not a curated record.